GUUUGCUCGAUGCUCAGCUCGAGCUCUGGCACAUCUCCUUUGGCUACGUCAAAUCAAUGGCACUAAAGUCCUGCUUGGACCUCGGCAUCGCCGACGCCAUCCACCACCAUGGCGGUGCCGCUACCCUCUCCCAAAUUGGAGCUGUAGCUACGCUCCACCCGUCCAAGAUCUGCUGCCUGCGCCGCCUUAUGCGUGUGCUCACUGUCUCCGGCGUCUUCAGCGUCCAGCAGCCCAGUCCAAGGGACGACGUCCAAGUGGAGCUCGUCUACACACUCACAGCAGUGUCCCACCUCCUCGUCAGCUCGGCCUCGGUGAACAUUGUCCCCGUCAUCAACCUGCAGCUCCAGCCCAACAUCGUCUCCUCCUUCUCUGAACUCGGGGCCUGGUUCCAGCACAAGCUGCCAGAACCAGACCUUUUCAAGUUGAAGCACGGCAAAACCUUCUGGGAAAUAGCCCACCAUAAUGCGGCAUUCAACACCAUCGUCAAUGACGCCAUGGCCUCCGAUAGCCGGUUCCUCAUGGACAUCGCCAUCAGGGAGUGCGGCAGCGUCUUCGAGGGUAUAGGCUCCCUGGUCGACGUUGCCGGAGGCCAUGGUGGGGCGGCACAAGCAAUAUCGAAAUCGUUCCCGCACAUCAAGUGCAGCGUGAUGGACCUCGGCCAUGUCAUUGCCGGGGCUCCUAGUGGCACCGACGUGCAGUACAUUGCGGGCGACAUGUUUGAGAGCAUUCCACAGGCAGAUGUUGUCUUCCUAAAGUGGAUUAUGCAUGAUUGGAGCGACGAUGACUGCAUCAAAAUACUAAAAAAUUGCAAUAAAGCUAUCGCUCCAAAAGAUGCUGGCGGAAAGGUGAUAAUUGUAGACAUGGUGGUUGGUGGAGGCCCGCAAGACCUGAAGCACAAAGAGACACAAGUCUUGUUCGAUCUUUACAUCAUGCUCCUCAAUGGCAUCGAACGAGAUGAGCAGGAGUGGAAGAAGAUAAUCAUGGCGGCAGGAUUCAGUGACUUCAAAAUCACCCCGAUUCUGGGUGUCCGAUCAAUCAUUGAGCUUUACCCGUGAACAUCUGGUCCUUCACUAGUGAUUCAAGUGUGCGUGUGGAUUUUAUUUCCGUCCAACUAUCACAGUGACCCAAUUUCUUGAGAUGUCAUAGUGAUAACAGGUUUUCGCCCCAUAAGAAAUGUUUCUAGUACAAGUAUUUCUAGCGGGUUUCAUGUUAUUGCUCCCAGCUCGCCUCCCUUCCUUCCCAUCAACUAUGCUCUAUCAAAAAAUUGUAUUUCCGUUAUUAAAGUAACUGAAAGGGGUGUGGCCCGGUUGGAAAAUAAAGCAGGGUGGUCCUGUGUGUGAGGCCAGCCCUUUAGUGUGA
Hordeum vulgare subsp. vulgare (domesticated barley) is the source of this 1359-nucleotide messenger RNA. Its product is annotated as O-methyltransferase ZRP4-like. Gene Ontology annotation, molecular function: O-methyltransferase activity; S-adenosylmethionine-dependent methyltransferase activity; protein dimerization activity. The coding region runs from base 57 to 1055 and encodes 332 amino acids. The transcript is spliced from 2 exons. The record is from RefSeq and is a predicted model, not a curated record. Gene Ontology annotation, biological process: methylation. Lineage: Eukaryota; Viridiplantae; Streptophyta; Magnoliopsida; Poales; Poaceae.